CGUUUGCCGCCAAAACUUUGUGGAGCCGAUACUCUCUGAGCGCUGCGGUCGGCGGCCUGCAAGACACACUCUAUACGGCAAGAGACAUACUCUGACGAUAAGUUGUCUGCCAUGUUGGCACCACGUCAAGUACGCAUAAAGCGGAAGAGGACCGAAGCACCGCCAGACGAGCUCGUCGUAGAGCACAGUAACAGUCACAACCUCACCUUCAAUCAGCGAGCCAAUCAAGUCCUAUAUAGGCUUGGUGCGGUGAAGCAUGCGUCUCGAACGGAGGGCAAGCCUGCAAAUCUCCGGUCAACUGCUAGCAGUGCCUUGCCACCAGAUGAAGCCAACAAGGGGCACCACGACCCGGCUGCGACAGAUGCAAGUGACUCUCCGCGCAAGCGACAGAAGCGUGUCUACCACCUGUCUCAUAAGGAUGCGAUCACCAUAACUAGGAGCGAGACGACUGUGGGUCAGCGGCUAGAUGAUGGCGCAACCAAGCUUACACAGCUCGCCACCUUUGAGCAGCUACCCGUCGCUUCAGUUGACCGGCAGCCACAACUGGCUGUACCCGCGGACGCAGAGUCUGCCACUACGCCGCUACCAACGGAAAUGCAGCCUCUCAAGCGACCAAGCAAGGGCUUAGCAGUCUCUGGCGCUCAACCAAAGUUCACCGCAAACCAGGAUGCCAAAGAUGGCGCGACUCAGGAGGAUCUACAUAAGAUUGCAACAAACCUCCAGUCUUUUGCGCUUCACGAGUUGCCAAAGGUGACCAGGCCGACGGUGACUGUGGUUCCAAGGUUCGCUGGUCGAAGGCGAGAUAUGACUCAUGCGAUAGCCUCUAAUCCUGAGCCCCGGAUCCGGGAUGAUGAAAUUAUGGAUGUAGACUCACAUGCCGACUUCGUCUUCGACACGUAUACUUUGGCACCAGAUGGGGAUGUCAGCAGCAUUAUCAACUUGGACAAUGGCAAUGUCGGCUACCUCGUCAUCACCGACGAAGACCAGGCUGUCUGGGAACAGUACAUCGACGAGCAGAUCAGUGAUGCAGAAUAUGAUACUGACGAUGCUGACUCCAACGCUGAGGACUUUUACGGCGCCGACUACCCUGACGACGAGCUAGCGAGUGACGAUGAGCACGACAGGGGAGCUUAUGGGUACCGUGCUCACGGCGCUAGCGACGACGAAGAAUGGAACUCAGACACUGGAGCAUACAGCGACGAUGAGUGGAAUAAGUUAUACCCAUGGAGGAAGUAGGGUGCGCUGCACGAAUGUGCUGGAGAGGUCAAUCGUUCUGUCGCCAGUAACCGAAACUUACAGGGAUGCGCAAGCGAAAGCGACGAAGUAGGAAGCGCAUGCGCGAUCAGGACCUGGCGGUUCGGCGAAAGCGGUACACUAUCCAAGUACCGAUGACAAAACGAGUUGUGUGCAGGACGACGUGUAAGCUCCACAGCAACUGGGCGCAGACCAGGUAGGCCGGCAUGGUGAGUAUUGCCGAGUUGCUAAACGUGGUAAAACAUCGAAGUGCGAAGGUUUGAAGUCCAAUCAGUUGUUCAGCCUCAAAUUGAUAUGCCUGUAGCAAGCUCAAGCUUCACGAACGGAUGCAGCCAAGUACGACACUUGGUGUGCCGUGAACCAUUCCCGGGGCU
This is a messenger RNA of Baudoinia panamericana UAMH 10762, 1628 nucleotides long. RefSeq lists its product as uncharacterized. Lineage: Eukaryota; Fungi; Ascomycota; Dothideomycetes; Mycosphaerellales; Teratosphaeriaceae. Gene Ontology annotation, biological process: protein import into nucleus. The coding region runs from base 112 to 1236 and encodes 374 amino acids. Gene Ontology annotation, cellular component: cytoplasm. The record is from RefSeq and is a predicted model, not a curated record. The transcript has a single exon.